Messenger RNA from Parus major (Great Tit), 3240 nucleotides. It is a transcript of the gene STRA8, whose product is annotated as stimulated by retinoic acid 8. Bases 767 to 1693 code for a protein of 308 amino acids. The transcript has 8 exons. The record is from RefSeq and is a predicted model, not a curated record. Gene Ontology annotation, biological process: cellular response to retinoic acid; meiotic cell cycle. Lineage: Eukaryota; Metazoa; Chordata; Aves; Passeriformes; Paridae.
GAGCGGUCCCAGAGGCUCCCGGCGCGGCCCCUCACGGGAUUUCCCCCGGCCGGCCUGUCCCUCCCGACCUCAGAAGGAGCAGCAGGGGCGGGCACUCUUGCUUCUAGGCUGUGCUUGCGGUCGGUAGCGAGGCAGGGGGCAUUAGUCCAGGGGAAGGCCGGGAAGGGCUUUCCAGGCGGGCGCCUCAGGCUUUGUCAGGCCGGCGGGGCAGCUCCAGCAGGCCCGGCUGGGCCUGGAUCUGGCCCUCUCGUGCAAGAGUAUGUCUGGUAUCGUUGCCCACACCAAUGUGUCACAGUUUAUUGGGAAAAAAAACAAUCAGUGUUAUAAAAAAGCCUGUCAUUUAGCAACAUCGGUGGGAGCAGAGGAGUUUCAAUGCUUUGUGAAGCCAAGCCCUGGAUAUUCCAUGGAAAUGAAACAUAGAUCCAGUGUAGGGAAGGGUGCAGGAGAUGGGAGGCUGGUUUCAGCUCGGUUGCUGUUAAUUAUUAGUGGCAAAUUAAGUUUUAGUAAGUACUGAAUAGGCAGGUAUCUCUCAGGCAAAGAGAAUAUUUCAAAUUCCCAUGAUUUUCUAAGCCAGAUAAACCAGAUUUUUUCUUGUUGUCUAUCCACUAUGCAGGCUGUAAGAUUUCUUUCUCUUUACUUACAUAUUUAUUCAGUAUAAAUAAAUGUUGCAUUGCAGCUUUCAACAGGCACAGCUGGAGACUGUAGGAAGACACAUGCCAAAGUGAGUGUCAAUCCCCUGAGACACCUGCAAGAGGUAGAACACUGCAUGGCAAAGCAGCACUUGCCACAGGUACAUCACUGGGUUCCUCUGGCAAGACUCUUCAGCAGCUUGCGGGGAAGAGUUUUAUCCCAGUCAGACAACUGUGCCUCAAAGUAUCAGGUUUUGCGUAAGGCUAAGACAUCUAUCCAGAAGCUGGAGCAAACCUUGUGUUCUUUGCUGAAGAUGAAAGCGAGCUGCAGUCUGGAGGAUGGGAGCCCAUCCAGCUUGGAGGAAGUCAGGGAGGAAUAUGUCAGGAGGCAAUUCGGCAGUCCCAGCACUACAUCAGCCUCAGAAGAUAUAAGUGAAAGUGACUCUGCCAUCUGGUAUUUGCUUCAAGAAUGUGAAAAACAAACACUGGAAGAAUAUGGGAAGCCAGAACUGACCCAGUUUUCAGACACUUUAUCCCCAGAUCUAGUGGAAUUUGAACGAUACCUGUAUUUUUAUAAGCACACAGUGGACCUGCUGAUAGAGCAUGGAGUUAUUUGCACUGGAGAGGUGCCUCUUCCUGAGGUCUCCACAGCUAUUUCCCAUCUCUGGCAAGAGCUUUCUGAAGAGAGCAGGGACAGCAUCUUGCAGUACUGUAGCCAGAGAGAUUUCCUCAUGGAUCCCAAGGCUGCUUGCCCAGAGCCUGCUUGCACUGAAGGUAGUGUGAGGGACAGCGGAGGUAACAGUGAGGAAGCCAGUGGUUCCUCAGUCUCCACACCAGAGGAAGUGAUGUUUGAAGAUGCAUUUGACGUUGCUGCUGGUUUCCUUGACAGAAGCAAGGCUCAGGGAAUGUCCAGCCAGAGUUCAGCAUUUGCAAGCUGCACUUCUGAAAAUCCAGAGGAUCACCAGAGACUCUAUCUGCAGGUCACUGACUUCCUAAAACACCUCUUCUUCACUAAUGCACAGUUUUCCCAGAAGUUCGGAUCCAUCUCAAAGCAAACAGAUUGAGACAGUUAUGAAAGUGGUUGCAGAGCAGGGAUAGAAGAUGUUCCAGCUAGCUUGAAAAACACCAACUCAGGCAGCAGCAGAGAGAUCAGUAUAGGCUACUCACCUUACCCCAGAAAUUGUGCUACUCAGAGCAUCAGAGACUCCUGGACUUGACAGGGAAAGGAACCCAUCCUGCUUACCUUAUGGGUAUGACUGAACCUCUGCAGACCAUUCCCCUGCCCCUGAUGUGGUACCUGUGCUGGUGCCGUGCUAGCACAGCAGUUUGGGCAGUGCUGGCAUAAAUUAUCUCAAGGAUAAAGCAGUGUCCCAGUACACUGUGCACACACCUUGUAGAAGAUACAGAGGUGGGUAGCAAGUACAGUAAGUACCGAGGUAAGGCGUGCACCCCACUGAAAUACAAAAGGCAGCCCAUGGUCUCCUUUCCUUUCACCUGCAGAGCUGACGAGGUGAUGGUUUUUAUUGCUGGUCAUUCGUGCCACUGCCAUCUUCUGUCAUUUCUGGUUAACUGUCCAGGUACAACUACAACUACUGCUGUUGGAUUGUGGAUGGUCACUGUUCCACAGUCACAGAGCUACUGAGCACAGCUCCUCUUGAGCCGCUGCCCUGGCUCUCAAGGCUGCCAAGGGCAUGCACCCAUGGAAUAAAAAGCUUCAGAAAAACUCGCACAAGAGGAGGGGGGAAAUAAUUUGGACGAGGAAAGGAAGAGGUCUUAAAAGGGCAGGGACUCCAAAAUGAGAACAGGAGCAUGCUUCUAUAGUAUGUGAUAGAGAAAUAUUUCUGAGCAUGAGAUCAGUUACGCAAUCCUGUAAUUUUUCAAGAGCUGCUGUCUUAAGAUCAUAUCAUGUGAGAAGCUUAGCAGCAAAGGCAGGAAAGAGUUAAUUUAGACUGAGAUCCAAAGGUUUUACCUGAAAGAAACUCAGUGGGUUUUUUUCCUAAAUAGUACUGAGCACCUUUGUGUCUUCAAAGGCACGCUUUCUUUUAAAAUUAUGGAUUUUAGAUGAAUCACUUGACAAGCAAGUGGUAUUUAGUGCUCCUUAAGCUAUACAUUUUUAAACAGCAGCUAUUUUUAAAAGCAGUAUUUUAUUGAAGAUUCUUGCAUCAAUGCAGAGACGGACUAGAUGGACUGCAGACAUGAACACUUUUAUCUUCCAGACUUUGAUUUUCAAGAGCCACUUUUUCUCUGUAAACUGGUGAAAGAGAAGACCAUUUCAUUCUGUUGCUAAAAGUGGAGAAAAGCCUGAAGGUGGCAGAACUUAAGGCCUCAAGGAGUCUGUUAUAUGACAUACUUGCUACCACAGUCAGUAACAGCUGUCUAGAUGGUGUAAAUAGACACAGGGUGGAGGCCUGUGAUUUUAGGAGGAAAUUGGCAGAAAAUUUGAGCCAUUCUUCAUCAGGCACCUCAGAAACUCACCAAGUGCUGGUGGCUGAUUCAGAGAGGAGGGAGGGCUCGUGCUCCAUUUGCUGGUACAUCAGCUUUUGACCAAGUUGCUGUAUAUUUGAAAUUCAAAACUCCUCUGGUUUUUAAUCCUGCUUGACUUUGGGGGGGC